AUUUAAUUCAUUGGCGAUGUAUAGCUGUAACAACACUGAGGGCUUCAUAAGGGAAAAUUUCAGUGAAGCCCAUCAUCCAUUCCUCAGGAAGGAAGCUCGGCAUCGAGAACACACAGAAUCUUGAGAGGAAACUAUGGACAAAGUUGAGGCAGCAAAAGCCGCUGCCAGCCGUGAAGCCCAGAAGGCACGAGAUGAGAAGAAGAGAGUGGAGGAGGAGAAACUAGAGUGUACUAUACUCCAGUUGGGUGCUACAGUGAUUGCUGCAAUGACGGGGGAAAAGCUAAUUGAACAGAUCAACAAGCUCGUUGGCUGGCCCCUAAGGACACCUUUAUUCCUAAUUGAACAGCAGUCAAUAAGGUACGAGUUGGGCCCCGGAAGGCACUACUCCAAGAUAUUGUAAAACGCUAUAAUGCACGAUCUGUAGAGUCGCCAGGAUCUGCUAUCUGAGGUACCAUAACUGGUCUGUUUACAUGCUCAUUUUAUAAUGCGUGGAUUUUUCUGAUUGAGCGCUCAGUAC
Cantharellus anzutake is the source of this 517-nucleotide messenger RNA. RefSeq lists its product as uncharacterized. The record is from RefSeq and is a predicted model, not a curated record. Lineage: Eukaryota; Fungi; Basidiomycota; Agaricomycetes; Cantharellales; Hydnaceae. The transcript has a single exon. The coding region runs from base 134 to 400 and encodes 88 amino acids.